Messenger RNA from Micropterus salmoides (largemouth bass), 2700 nucleotides. RefSeq lists its product as uncharacterized. The coding region runs from base 440 to 1834 and encodes 464 amino acids. Gene Ontology annotation, molecular function: protein binding. Lineage: Eukaryota; Metazoa; Chordata; Actinopteri; Centrarchiformes; Centrarchidae. The transcript is spliced from 12 exons. The record is from RefSeq and is a predicted model, not a curated record.
UCCACCUAAGGAGUUCCAAAAUCGGAGUGGGGCCCAAAAUGGUGGGCCCCACUCCGAUUUCAAUUAAAAUGAGCUCAGCAGCUUCCCCUGAUGCUACCAUUGCUUUUUUUUUCAUUUCUAAAAAGUGGCCCGUAAGGUAGCAAAAAGUGGGUAUGUGUGUGAAGGUGUGUAUCGUCCAGCCUUUUUGUACCGGAAGUCAGGAUAUACACUUCCCGCGAAAUCGAAUACACACCGCGGGAAUCUGAAACCUUUGGCCAAUGAAAUUACUGCACUGUACAAUCAGCCGCGAAUGUAAGGAAAACUGCGGAAAUUGCACAAGAAGAAGAAGUAGAUGAAGAAGAAGACUUCAAGGAUAGAAGAUUGAAGACAGAAGAAGACGGAGUGGUUGGACAUCUGAAUAUUUUUACAAAUACCGACCUCUUCAUGCAACAGAACCAUUAUGUCCACAAGGAGGAGGAGGAAAAAGCCUAUAGACGAUGCAAAGACAUACAUUCUGUCUUGCACUGACAAGGAUGGGUUUAUGCCGAGAUUCAUUGACCGUUACAAAGGAAGAGGAGUGUUUGCCACACAACCCAUUGAACCCGGGGACUUCGUGUUGGAGUACAGGGGUAAACUCCUCACACAGGAGGAAUGCAAGUCAAGAAAAUACUCAGAGAUUGAAAGCACAUUUCUCUUUGACUUUCAGUGGCAGAAUCAUCACUUAUGCCUGGAUGCAUCUGAAGAAGAUUUAUCUCUCGGAAGAUUGGUCAAUGACAACCACCAAAAUCCAAAUUGCGUUAUGAAAAAAAUCAUAGUUGACAACAAACCACAUUUGUGCCUUUUUUCUCUGAAGAAAAUAGAAAUAGGAGAUGAAAUUGAUUACAACUAUGGUGAUUCAAAAUGGCCUUGGCGCUGUAAGUUGAAAAAAACCCAAGCUCCAGCCGCAGCAGAAGAGAAUGAGACUAGCCCUGUUCCUCAGAUGCUGAAUGAUAGACCUAACCCAGAUCAGACCUGCACACAGGUGAAAGGCCUUCAGACUCCUGCUGCAGCAGAAGAGAAUGAGACCAGCCCUGUUCCUCAGAUGCUUAACGAUAGACCUAACCCAGAUCAGACCUGCACACAGGUGAAAGGCCUUCAGACUCCUGCUGCAGCAGAAGAGAAUGAGACCAGCCCUGUUCCUCAGAUGCUUAACGAUAGACCUAACCCAGAUCAGACCUGCACACAGGUGAAAGGCCUUCAGACUCCUGCUGCAGCAGAAGAGAAUGAGACCAGCCCUGUUCCUCAGAUGCUUAACGAUAGACCUAACCCAGAUCAGACCUGCACACAGGUGAAAGGCCUUCAGACUCCUGCUGCAGCAGAAGAGAAUGAGACCAGCCCUGUUCCUCAGAUGCUUAACGAUAGACCUAACCCAGAUCAGACCUGCACACAGGUAUUUACUGUCCAAGGAUUUUCACUGGUUGAUUAUCCAGAUAGUGAUGAAACUGAUGAGGAUGGUAUGGAAAACGAACCUCCCACCCCACACCUGGAUGUUAUUAUAGGGCAGAAUGAUAUUGGCCCAGAUGUUUCAGAUCAUUUGUACGAUUCAGAUGAAACUGUUGUGAAAGAAACUUGUGAUGAGGCUUCUCCAAGCAACCAUUCCAACAAUCAAUCGGAUGAUGAACUUGUUCCACCACUGAGACGCACAAAAAGCAUUCUGAUGGAUAGAGUACAAGAUUUUACCCACAGUCUCUAUGAUUCAAGUAGUGACAGCGCAGAGGAGACUCCUUUUAAGUCUGAAAGGGAUUCACAGAAACUGAGAAGAAGGUCUUGCCGUCCCGAAGUUUGUCCAGAAAAUGUCAAGACACUUGUGGCGUAAACACCAAGAUGAAUCGGAUGUUGCGAAAGCAUUCAGUUUUCCAAAAAACUCAAAGGAAAGAAAACUACAAUUGGACUACAUACGAAAUAAGGGAAACUUUGAGCACAACAGUCAUGUUUUGGAAACACAAAAAGGAAAACUAAUCCCAUGUAAACAACCGGGAAAAAAAUCAGAGGGACAUAAAUUUGCACAUUGCAUUCACUGCUAUGGGUUGUUCUCAAGAAGAGCAAUGUGGCGGCAUUUCAAGGUCUGCAGCUUCAAACCCGAAAGUACUAAACCAGGUAAAAAUAGAGUUCAGGCAUUGUGUGCUUUCGCUGAACCUUCUCCAUCGGAAUAUACAGACGCGUAUUGGAAGUUCUUGAGUGUAAUGAGUCAGGACAAGAUUGCAGUUGCAAUUAAAGGAGACAACUGCAUCCUCAAUUAUGGGUUCAGGUUGUUCAAAAAGAAUGAGAAGAUAGUGAGUCAACACCAGUAUAUACGCCAAAAACUGAGAGAACUUGGCAGGCUUUUAUUGGAAGCUAAAAAAAUCACACAUGUGAAGACCAUUCAAGAACUCAUCAAACCUGAACAGUACUCCCAGGUUGUCAGAGCUGCAAAGAACCUAUCUGGAUUCAGUGAGGAAAGUGGCAUAUACCAAUGUCCCUCUCUUGCACGCAAGGUAGGACACAGCCUGCAUUCGUUGGCUAUGUUUAUCAAGUCCGAAGGACUGAAAAAGAAAGAUAAAGAAACCAUAAAAGAUGCUGAGGAGUUCGCACAGUUGUAUUUAGAGAGUUGGAGGUUUGAUAUUGCAGGCCAGGCAUUAACCCAGCUUAACCGGGCCAAAUGGAAUGCACCGCAACUUUUACCUCUUACACAAGAUAUCCAAA